CACACUUCAAGAGAGCUUGCAAACACAUAUCCUGACUUCUCUACUUGCCACUCGUCCCUUCUCUCCUUUUAACGGUACCUCUAAUGACAAAUUCUAUAAAUUCCUUGUUGCAAAUCAUAUGAAUGAACCACGCAAGCCCAAAAUGGUUUCAAGGAGCUCGGACAGCAGGGAACUAGAGAAGGACGGUGCCCAGCGUGCAUUUAUUAGGAACCAAGUCUUUUAGUCCCACUUACUCCUCAGUUCAUUUCUCUGCUUCACCAAAUGUGGCAAAGGCAGUUUGUGCCUGUUUGGGGCUAGGAAAAAGGAGUGUCCCCCAAAACAAGUUUUGGCAGCUCUAAGGGACUAUUCUCUUCACUCUCCAGCUGCCUGAGGUCAACUAAUCACUAGUGGUUGUCUCCAACCUGUCCUAGUCCCUGAUUUGGGAAAUGAACAGACGAGCUCUGGUGCCCUGCAACCAGCUGCCCUGAGAUCCAGGAAUCCUAAGAGGGCUGGACAAAAUGGAAGCACAGCUUCUGGCCUGACUCAGCAGAAAAUUUGUUACUGGAGCCCAAGGGUGCAGGAACAUCUGGCUAGGGGGGUGGGAGGCGGCGACAAACAAACCAGGUUCUGCCAUUCACCGCUAACAAAAUCUAAAGGCUGAGAGACCAGGGGUGGUGAAACAAGAAAGGAAUUUAUUUCAGUGAAGCCAGUACCAGGAAUACCAUGGGCUAAUGGCCUAAGAACUGUCUCCAAGGUGCUGAGAAUAUGUCUAAGUUUAUAUAGGGAAAUCACAACAAAGAUUGGUGGGUACUCUGCAGCAGAGCAGCAAAAGGUCAGGUUGAUUAUUGUCUUGGGGUCAGUCACGCAGUGUCUUGCUGGUGUGAGGGCAGCCCUUAUUGCUAGAGGGGGUAGUUUCGGUUCCCAUCACUGGAUGUUUUGCCCACUGGGUCCCUUGGUGUGAGUUAACAGGUAAAGCUGGAGGGGGAAAAAACAAGAACAGAUUUGAAGGCAAAAUGAAGUCAGGACUAUGUCCUCCUCCGAUCUCAUUGGAAAAGUCCUUUAAUUAUUGAGACACUAUCAAGCUCACAGUGGCAGAUGUAAAGUUUUCCGAAAUGCUUGAAAGCUCCAAUUUUAUCACUGGCAAUAAAUACUGUCAGUUGUUUUCCUUGAGGAAACAGACUCACUUUGUUCAUUUUUGAGAAAAUGACUGCUGAAAACCCAAGUCGGAGAAAGCACAGUUCAUCAGUUGUUCUUGCGCUUAAAAAUGGUAGUCCCUGACAAAACAGCUGGUUUAGCUCGCAACUCAAUUACACAAGUGCUUUCCUUUCCUUCACUCUGCAGGAGCAGAGCUGUUUGUGUGUACUUCUCAUUUUCUCGCAGAGAACAUCAAAAAGACCUCUACUUGAGGCCUUGUUGAGAUUUAACGAAAGUCGUCCUUCCUGCUGCUUGCUUUAUUAAGGACAUUCGGAAAGGCUCCUUGUUUUAACUGCUAGUGUGUGGUGGUGAAGAAUGCCCUGAUAUUAGUGCCUUUUGCAGCCCCUGCCUUGGUUGGUGCUAAUGGUGCAAUUGCUUUUGCACCAUUACUGCAAAUGUCAGCACAGUGAAAAAGACAGGCCAUGUCUUUGUGUUACUCUAAAAAUAGUUCUGACCUCUGAGAGGUUCUUGGGGACUCCCGGAGUCCACUAAUCACACUUCCAGAACCACACAUAAAGAUGCCCUGGGCCUUCCUCCCAGCAUUGUAUGUUUUCUCGCCAGAGGUCAGCAUGCCGGUAUUCGAUGGCUUGUUAUUAAUACAGUCCGGAGUACCUCUUUGUGAGGUGGGCAACACUGGAGCGGCUCCAGGGGGAACUGAGGAGUCUCCGGGGCAGGCAUUCAUUUAAGUUUCCAGUUCCUACAGUGUGCUGCUGGAGCCCGCGAGAUAGGGUAGCCCAGCCGCCCUCCGUCUCUGCCCACCUAAGGUUUGCCCUGCUUACCUUCAGGCACUGCUCAAUGCCUUCCCUGGUCCUCUUAGUAGGACCCGUUUGGGUUUGUACUUCUUGAAGAGUGUUCACUACAUUGAUGGUUUGCAUCCUCGGUGGUUGUUUUUAAAAUGCCAACCCCCAAAUGAGUUACUGUUUACUUUGUAAUCUGUAUGUUGUCCCAAGAAAGGGAAGGGCGUCUUGUAAAUGUUUUCUCAAUGUAAUGAAAUCAAAACCGAAAGCGAGCAAAGUAAAACAAGGGUGCGUUAGUCGCGCAUUUCCUGACUGCACGCAUUGGAAUGAUCAAAAGGAGCGAACGUGGUUUACUGCUGCUGUGGUUGUGUGUCUCGCUCACUGCAGCCUCUUGGGGCCCAAUAUUCAACAAAUACUCAGAUCGGAGCUGGAGUUCUGAGCGGCCGGGUACUGUGUGUUCCCGCGGUGUGUUUGUACAUUGUUAAAACCUGGCAAGAGAGCACUAGCCAGGAGCCUGCAGGCGGGGCUCGACCGCGAGCGAGCGGGCGCGCGGGGUGCGUCGGCGUCCGGGCUCGCUGCCCCCGCCCGGCGCAGCCUCCGGCUCGGGCCGGCGGAGCGCCGUGCCCAUUUAAGGAGGCGGACCGUACCACCAGAACUUUCUUGGCAGGGGGUAUUCGGGCGAACUCGGGCAACUUUCAGGGAGCCCACGGACGAUCUCACUUCUCUUCCGACGCCGGCCCGAGCUCUGGUGCCGCUGGCUGGGAGCUGCGCGCUGGUGGGCUGUGGCCGUGGGCUUCUCGGGUUUCCCUUCUGCGAAAUCGCCCCGAGGGAUCUCACUGGCUCUGCACUCGGUCGCGACGUUCCCCGAGCUGGUCCAAAGUGUAGUUCGCCUGCAGAGGCCCCAGUGCCCGGAUGUCCAUCAGGCUUAGUGCGAGCCAAUACGGCCGGAGCCCGAGGCUGCGCUGAGGACGCCCGGGCUCGGGAGCAGGUAGUCCCGUAACGCCGGGGAGUCGCGCUGGGGAGAGCGUCCCCGCCCGGCCCCAGCAAAUGGUGAGCGCGGCGCUGGCAGAAGGGCCGCGGGUGGAAGGCUCCGAUGGACAGAAGUCCUUGAGCUCUGUAAACUGAAUGAUGGCAGCCCAGUCAAGCUUGUACAAUGAAGACAGAAACCUGCUUCGAAUUAGAGAGAAGGAGAGACGCAACCAGGAAGCUCACCAGGAGAAAGAGGCCUUUCCUGAAAAGAUCCCCCUUUUUGGAGAGCCCUAUAAGACAGAAAAAGGUGACGAGCUAUCCAGUCGAAUACAGAACAUGUUGGGAAACUAUGAAGAAGUAAAGGAGUUCCUUAGCACCAAGUCCCACCCUCAUCACUUGGAUGCUUCUGAAAGUAGGUUGGGAAAGCCAAGAUAUCCUUUAUUUCCUGAGAAGGGGAGCAGCAUUCCACCCCACUCCUUCCACCCUAGUGCCCACCACCAGCCUGUUAACACUCCUGCCUCUGGACCACUUCCUGUUGGUAACAUUAGCCACAAUCCAAAGAUGGCACAGCCAAGAAUGGAACCAAUGUCAAAUACUCAUGUCAAAAGCUAUGGCCCACCAGACAGCCAGCACCCAACCCAAGAUCGCCUCAGUCAGGAGGGCUGCGGCUCCAGUCAUCACAAAAAGGGUGAGCGCAGAGCUGAUGGAGACCGCUGUGCUCUGGUGACAGGCUUGGCUCCAGAGAGGGAGCUCGCUCCCUUACUCUGCUUGCCUUCUCCAGUUCCCCCACUGUCACCUGUACAUUCCAACCAGCAAACUCUUCCCAGGACACAAGGAAGCAGCAAAGUUCACAGCAGUAACAGUAACAGCAAAGGCUAUUGCCCGGCCAAAUCUCCCAAAGAGCUCGUGGUAAAGGCCCACGAUAAAGAGACUGCUCAAGACAGUUUAGUGGCAGUUGCCAGCCUUGGCGUGGCCCCUCCCCAGCCACCUUCUCAGACUUUCCCCCCACCCUCCCUCCCCUCAAAAACUGUUGCAAUGCAGCAGAAGCCCACGGCUUAUGUCCGGCCCAUGGAUGGUCAAGAUCAGGCUCCUAGUGAGUCUCCUGAACUGAAACCACUGCCGGAAGACUACCGGCAACAGACCUUUGAAAAAACAGACUUAAAAGUGCCUGCCAAAGCCAAGCUCACCAAGCUGAAGAUGCCGUCUCAGUCAGCUGAGCAGACCUACUCCAAUGAAGUUCAUUGUGUUGAAGAGAUUCUGAAGGAAAUGACCCACUCAUGGCCGCCUCCUUUGACAGCAAUACACACGCCUAGUACAGCUGAGCCCUCCAAAUUUCCUUUUCCCACAAAGGAUUCUCAACACAUCAGUUCUGCAACCCAAAACCAAAAACAAUAUGAUACAUCUUCAAAAAUCCACACUAAUUCUCAGCAGGGGACAUCCAUGCUUGAAGAUGACCUUCAGCUCAGUGACAGUGAGGACAGUGACAACGAACAAAGCCCAGAGAAGCCUCCUCCUGCAUCUGCACCUCCAAGUGCCCCGCAGUCGCUUCCAGCAGCAGCGGCCUCAGCACAUUCCAGCAGUGCCGAGUCAGAGAGCACCAGUGACUCAGACAGCUCCUCGGACUCGGAGAGCGAGAGCAGCUCAAGUGACAGCGAAGAGAAUGAGCCCCUAGAAACUCCGGCUCCUGAGCCUGAGCCUCCUACAACAAACAAAUGGCAGCUGGACAACUGGCUGACCAAAGUCAGCCAGCCCACAGCACCUCCAGACGCUCAGGGGAACGCAGAGCCCCCGUCUCGGCACCUGGACAGUAAGGGCAAGGGUGGGGGCGACAGCAGCGGCCCCACCGCCAGUCACGGUCAGGAGCGCACGGAAUCCAAAGAUCCUCCCUUCAAAAGCUCCAGCAAAGCCCCUCGGGGCUCCUCUGAAGGCCCUCACACCGGCAAGAGAAGCUGUCAGAAGUCCCCCGCGCCGCAGGAGCCCCUGCAGAGGCAGACCGUUGGAACCAAACAACCCAAGAAGCCUGUCAAGGCCUCAGCCCAGGCGGACCCACGGGCCGGCCUGCAGGUGGAAAGUGAGCCAGGACCCCCUCCUCCGUACGGCUCCAAAGACCAGCCUUCCAAAGACAAGCCCAAGGUGAAGACGAAAGGGAGGCCCCGUGCCGGAGACAGCAGAGAGCCCAAGCCCGCGGUGCCCAGCCCCAGCGAGCGGAAGAAGCACAGGAGCGGGCCGCUGGCCCCCUCAAAGGCACUCUCGGGCCCGGAGCCCACGAAGGACAAUGUGGGGGCCAGGAGCCCCGAGCACUUUGCCCUGGUUCCCCUGACGCAGAGCCAGGGCCCGCCUCAUGGCAGCGGUGGCGGUGGCAGCAGUGGCAGGACUAGUGGCUGCCGGCGCGCUGUGGUCGUCCAGGAGGACCGCAGGAAGGACAAGCUCCCCGGACCUGGGAGAGACCCCAAGCUGCUGUCCCCACUCAGGGACACUCUUCCCCCACCAGUCUUGAUGGUGAAGAUAACCCUGGAUCUUCUUUCUCGGAUACCCCAGCUUCCUGGCAAGGGGGGCCGCCCGAGGAGACCGGAGGACAAGCUGUCCCCCGCAGGGAAGAAGCUGGAGUCGGAGAAGAGAGGUGCAGACAAUUCAAGCAAGUUGGCCAAAAAAAGAAAGGCUGAAGCAGAGAAAGACCAUGAUAGCAAGAAAGCCAGACCGGAGAAAGAAACCAAGUCACAGUCAUCAUCUUCAUCUUCCCACAAAGAAUCUUCUAAAACAAAAACAUCCAGGCCCUCCUCUGAGCCCUCAAAGAAGGAAGCGCUUCCACCCCCAUCUGCGUCGUCAUCCUCUUCCUCCUCCUCCUCCUCCUCCUCCCAGAAGCCAGCCAAGCCUGCACAAAAGAGGCCAAAGCGGGAAGCUGACCCCUGCAGCCAGGACCCUCCCCAAAGUGCCAGUAGUAGCAAGGGCAGCCACAAAGACUCUUCUGCUCCCAAGCACAGAAAAGUAGAGGGAAAGGGAUCUGGAAGCUGUCCGGAGCACAAAGGGUCUUCUGGAGAUACUGCAUAUCCUUUUCUAGUGCCUUCUUUGCCAAAUGGUAACUCUAAACCAGGGAAGCCUCCGGUGAAGCUUGACAGACAACAAGCAGAUUUCCACAUGAAGGAGGCCAAAAAGUUGAAGCAGAAAGCAGAAUUAAUGACGGACAAGGUUGGGAAGGCUUUUAAGUACCUGGAGGCCGCCUUGUCCCUUAUUGAGUGCGGGAUUGCCAUGGAGUCGGAGAGCCCGGCGUGCAAGGCGGCUUACUCGGUGUACUCAGAAAGCGUGGACCUCAUUAAAUUUAUAAUGUCGUUAAAAUCCUUCUCAGACGCCUCAGCUCCACAAGAGAAAAUAUUUGCUGUUUUAUGCAUGCGUUGCCAGUCCAUUUUGAACAUGGCGAUGUUUCGUUGUAAAAAAGAUAUAGCAAUAAAGUAUUCUCGUGCUCUUAACGAACACUUCAGCGGUCUUUUCAAAGUUGCCCAGGCGCCUUCUCCAUGCAUUGCAAGAACCACAGGCACACCGUCCCCUCUCUCUCCAAUGCCUUCUCCUGUCGGGUCCCAGCCAAGUGCUGGCAGCGUAGGGAGCAGCGGAAUGCCUGUCACCAUCCAAAACAUGACAUCUUCAUAUGUCACCAUUACUUCCCAUGUCCUUACCGCCUUUGAUCUUUGGGAGCAGGCUGAAAUCCUUACAAGGAAGAAUAAAGAAUUUUUUGCUCAGCUCAGCACAAGUGUGUGUGCCUUGGCCCUCAACAGCAGUUUGAUGGAUCUGGUGCACUAUACAAGACAGGGUUUUCAGCGGCUAAAACAAGCAACCAAAACACCUUAACGGAGGCCCAAGUUGAUUUGAUGGCUUGGGGACUUUUUUGCACAUUGAAAGCCUCAAAAACAGUUCAGACGUUUGUCUCAUCAAGACACCAAACUUGAGAAGAGAAGCACCAUGAGAUGGCCAGGACAUUUGUCCACUUAAACUUUCAAGAACUUAUGUGAUCGUUGGUUGGACAUAGUGGUUAUGCAGAAGCAGAAAGGAGGAGGCUGGCCUCAGAGAUGAUCUUGCCUUUCCUAACUAAAGGACAGAAGUGCAAUGUAGACUGAGUGGGCGUGUGAGUGGUCUAGAAACAUUUCCGUACUUUUUUUAACCAGCAGGAUGCAAAUGGCAGAUGAAAUGAGGAGAAGCAGUUUCAGCUCUGAGAGCACGUUCCUGUCCCCUCAGUAGCCACCCUUGUCUAGUCGCAGAAGGAAAUUUUCUAAACAAUGAAUUUUGGUGUAGGGUUCUGUGGAUGAUUUUUUUUUCUUUUACGUUUUGGGGGAAGUAUUUGUUUAGGAAAUUCUGACGGUCAUCUAUAAAGCUAAGUUGUGAAGGACUCCACUGUACCCCACUUUCUGCCUGUGAACAGUGGCUUUGAUAAAUACCAAGUGUUGUCACAAUUUAUGAAAUUGAAGGCAACCCCCCCCCGCUCCCCCAUUUCCUGGAGUACCAUGCGUUCACCCCAGUUCUGAUUUGUCUGUCACUGCUGGGAGUCAGCGUAAGUCGGAGCAGUGGAGGGAGGAGCUGCCGCCCACGGGGAAGCCACCUUGAGCUCGCACGCACCAUGGAGGAUGUGGCACUGCGGUCCCUACCCCCUGCUUCAGCGAAAGGCAGUCACCAUUGACUAUAUUCUGAAUUUUCUACCUUGGGGAAGAAGGGAACCAACAUUUAUACCUGACCAGAUGGCUAAAGUGCUUUUUAAUUUUUGUUUAAGUAGAGCUGGAAUUUGAGGUGCUGAUUUGUGGUCUACAGUUAAUGUGGUAACUCAUGUUGUCUAACCAACUCACAAUUUUGUCAGCAAACAAAAAUGAAAUCUACUUCUUAGAGAGGCUAUAUUUUUCUGCUACAGAUUAUUUUAUAUUUAUAGCAAAAGUCGACUUUCUGAGCCCUUGAUUGCCUAGGGUAAAUUAACUCCCUGAGAGGAUGUGGAGAUUUGGGUGGUUAAUUAAUUAGACUUAAAAAAAAAAAAAAUUGUCACCGCAUGCCUUCACUCCAAAAUGUUCUCAAUCAACUAGAUUUGGUUGGAUUGAAGAGGAACUGUGGCCUUCCCAUAUGUUGUUAUUGCCGUAUUAGAGAUACUAAACCAAGCUCAUAGGGAAUGACCUAAAAGGAAAGAACACAAUCAAAAUUCCCACAUAACCACAAGCACAGAUUUUUUUUAAUUGAAACUUUGAAGGUUUUUGGAAGCAUUAUUUUGAGUUCAGUGUUUUUAAAAGCCAAUUCUUGAUACCCCUUUUAGAAGUAGAAUUUGCACAUGUAUUAAAAUUGAGGAGUGAGUGUUAUCACUACCCUUGGUUCAUUUUUCUCUCCCUUCAUCCCAUUCUGCCCCUUUACGUUUUGUUUCCUACCCAGAAUGUCUGUCAUUGUCAUACUACUAGUGCAGAAGGGAAUGCCAUCUUUAUCAUGAAGAGGUCAGAAGUCUGUAUGAGGAACGUAAGAACUCUGUGGUUUGGUCAGUCCGUGAAGGGGUGUGUAGAGGAUGGCAGCGGCGAUGAUUUUCAUGUACGAAUUGUCCGUGUGAAGCCGUUCCUUCAGUGUCUUAUCCAGCCUAUUCUUUUUUAUCGGUAGCUAGUUCAGAGGUUUGGCACCUCAUGUUUAGGUGAAGGCCAGAGAGUUACGUCCAGCAGGAGUAUAUCUGAGCAUGAGAACCGUAGAGAUGAUCUUGAUGGACCGAUUUCAUUCACUGAUGUUCUGAAGCAAAGCCAUUCAACAGAACCUUCCGUUAAUUGAGCAGUAAUUGUCGGGGGGGUUGUGACAUCGUGUCCAUCUCUUAAUAUGUGUGAAACAGGACACCAGAAUCAGGUUUAUGUGAUUAUUUAAUGUCCUUUCCCCCCUUAUUCACUUGGUCUUCUCUGUCCCCUUUACCCCACCAUUCCCCAGUACAAGUCACCUGUCAGUUUGGGAGGCCAUGUCUUCUUCGGACAGGUUCUGAUCUAUGCAGACUGUGUUGGAGUGUGUGUGUGUGUGUGCGUGUGUGUGCACGCGUGCGUGCGCGCCAUCCAUGAUCAACAGCGCUCCUGUGACUGAAGACGUUUCUGAGUCCAUUUCUCAGCCACUUCUAAAA
Molecule: messenger RNA, 8982 nt
Organism: Mustela erminea (ermine)
Lineage: Eukaryota; Metazoa; Chordata; Mammalia; Carnivora; Mustelidae
Gene: AFF1
Product: AF4/FMR2 family member 1
Exons: 20
Coding region: 3036-6719 (1227 amino acids)
Biological process (GO): regulation of gene expression
Cellular component (GO): nucleus; super elongation complex
Source: RefSeq, a predicted model, not a curated record